AUGUUUUGGCUUGCGGAACCAUUGAGGUUCACCGAACCAUUAGGCAAGAAGAUCCUCAUUCUAGACGUCGACAGCCGCCAUCUUGAUGGCCCGAAGGGUGUUUUGAGCAAGGCUCCACUAAACGUGACCGGACUUCCCCCAGAUACAAGUGGAAGACUCAACCACUUCAUGUUCGGUAGGUAG
Penicillium hordei is the source of this 183-nucleotide messenger RNA. RefSeq lists its product as uncharacterized. The record is from RefSeq and is a predicted model, not a curated record. Bases 1 to 183 code for a protein of 60 amino acids. The transcript has a single exon. NCBI's taxonomy places the organism in Eukaryota, Fungi, Ascomycota, Eurotiomycetes, Eurotiales, Aspergillaceae.